Messenger RNA from Pollicipes pollicipes, 4624 nucleotides. RefSeq lists its product as uncharacterized. Bases 233 to 4624 code for a protein of 1463 amino acids. NCBI's taxonomy places the organism in Eukaryota, Metazoa, Arthropoda, Thecostraca, Pollicipedomorpha, Pollicipedidae. Gene Ontology annotation, cellular component: chromatin; nucleus. The record is from RefSeq and is a predicted model, not a curated record. Gene Ontology annotation, biological process: regulation of gene expression; chromatin remodeling. The transcript has 16 exons. Gene Ontology annotation, molecular function: histone H3K9 demethylase activity; histone H3K36 demethylase activity.
UUUCGUCAUGUGGAUGUGAGCGUCGUUCCGCGAUAUGAGAUUGACUCGGACGAUUCGUGUUAAUUCGCGACGAGGUUACAGGGAGGAAAUCGUGCCGGCAAUGAUGGUGUAGUGAUAGAACAUCAAGACAGGUCACCAACUUAGAAUAGUUCGGCGUUCAGCCUUGAGCUGCGGCGACUGACGACUGGAUGCCAUUUUUCACGUCGGGGUCUGCGUGGCGGUGAAAGAAAAAAUGGCAUCCAGAGGAGCUCCACAGAUAAUGGUCUUUCGACCCACUUAUGACGAGUUCAAGGAUUUUGCAAAGUACAUUAAAUAUAUAGAAUCUCAAGGUGCCCACAAAGCUGGAGUUGCAAAGAUCAUUCCACCAAAAGACUGGGUUCCAAGAAAAGGAGGACUAGACAUCAAUGAGAUUGGAAACAUUGUUAUCAAAAACCCAAUAUGUCAGGUGGUGACAGGGAGGCUGGGGUCCUACACUCAGAUCAAUGUUCAGAAGAGUGCCAUGAAUGUGCAGGAAUACCACAGGCUGGCCAACAGCCCCACCUACCAGACGCCGCCACACGACAGCUUCGAGGACCUGGAGCGCCGCUACUGGAAGAACAUCACCUAUGUGUCGCCCAUCUACGCGGCGGACGUGUGCGGCUCGCUCACCGACCCGGACUGUGAUGUUUGGAACAUAAACAAGCUUGGGACUGUGCUAGACUAUGUGGAGGAAGACUAUGGGAUCAGCAUCGCUGGUGUCAACACUGCCUAUCUUUACUUCGGAAUGUGGAAAACUACUUUUGCCUGGCACACAGAGGACAUGGAUCUCUACAGUAUCAACUACCUGCACUAUGGUGCCCCAAAGUCAUGGUACGCGGUGCCACCGGAGCACGGCCGCCGUCUGGAGCGGCUCGCCGUCAACUUCUUCCCCUCCGAGGCGAAACAGUGCCCGUCUUUCCUGCGCCACAAGAUGUUCCUGCUCAGUCCACAGAUACUUAAGAAGUACUCCAUCCCAUUUGGCAGGAUCACGCAGGAGGAGGGUGAGAUCAUGAUCACCUUCCCCUAUGGCUACCACUCGGGCUUCAAUCAUGGCUUCAACAUUGCAGAAUCAACCAACUUCGCCUCAGAGCGCUGGGUCGAGUAUGGCAAACGUGCUACCCUUUGCCAUUGCAAGGAGGACGUGGUGCGCAUCAGCAUGGACACGUUUGUGCGGCGCUUCCAGCCGGAGCGGUACGAGCUGUGGCUGGCCGGCAAGGACAUCGGCCCCCACCCGGAGGAUCCCUCGCGCAACACGCCCGCCAACCUGCCCACGCACGCCGACGUGCUCUGCAACAAAAAUGUGGAGGACCAGGCGAAGGUGACGGCGCUCAUCGACUCGCAGCAGAAGCGGCACAAGCGGCACCCCAUCCACAAGCGCAAGGGCGCGGACGGCGCCGGCGGCGACAGCGAGCAGCAGCUGCUGGCCAUGAAGGCGCUGUACAGCCGCGCCGACCAGUCCGACGAGGAUGACGGCGACGACGCCGACGACGACGAGGAGGAGCCGCCCGACUGGGAGGACGAGGGCCGGCCAAGGCCCCGCCGCGCCGGCGAGCGGCCCUUCCGCAAGCGCACCGCCUGGGAGGCGGAGCUGGCAGCGCCGCUGGACCCGUUGCAUGACCCGGUGGUGGCGCUGGAGCGGCUGCGCACCGGCGACAUGCCGCGCCCCGAGCCAGACGAGGUGUGCCGCGCGCCGCGGCGCCGCCACCUGGUGCUGGGCGCGCGCCGCGUUACCUACGAGCCGACCGGCGACGGUGCGGCACUCCGGCAGCGGUUGGUCGCCAUGAUGAAGGAGCGGCGACGGCGACGCGUGGCCGAGGGCAGUGCCGAGCUGCAGCUGGCGCUGCAGCAGGCGGCCGACCAGCUGUCGGCGCUGCUGGACGUCACCGACGAGCAGCGCCGACAGGCCCGCGAGGCCGAGGCGCAAGAGGCGGCCGAGCGCGAGGCGCGCCGCCUCCAGGCUGAGGAGGAGGCGCGCCGCGCCCGCGACCAGGAGAAGGCGAGCGUGAUGCUGCCCACUGGCGAACCCGGACCGGCGGCCACGCUGGUGGCGUCCGGUACGGAAUUCCGCCCGGGCGAGGACGCCCCGGCCGCCAGCUCGGAGCUCAAGAAAGCCGUCAAGAAGGAGCCGAAAACGUCCGCCUCGCUGGAGGAAUCGCGUCUCAAAGAGGAGGCAGUCAUCCAGGAGAUUCUCAAAUCGAUGCGUCAGGAGGCAGGCAUGGAGCCACCCGAGAAGAAGUUCAAGAUACCGAAGAAGUCACGGAAGCCGUCGUCACCGGGGCGGCCGGCGCCGUCUACGAGCGGGAGCGCCGCUGGCGAGGCGUCCACGCAACUGGCGCAACUGAACGGAUCCCACGGCACGUGGCCCAGCGACGCCUGGCCGCCGCCUCCGCCGGCGGCCGACCCCGCCGACUGUCACGCGCAGCCGUCUUUUUUAGCGGCAGGCACUGGGAGGUGUCAGGAGGGCCUUCCAGUGCGCGCUGCGGUGUCGGCGACCGUUGCACCUCCUCUGGCGCGCCGGCGGCGGCUCUGGACGGUGAGCGCCCCCUCCCUGGGCUGCUGGAAGACAGGCCCUGGCUCCACGGCCGGGGACUGGCAGGGCCUCAGCACACACAUAUCAACGGACAGGGAAACGGCUUCGCCCAGCCCGCCCACAUGGGUGGAGAUGCCCCCGCUCAUCAGCCCGAAGGUCGAGUGGUCAAUUCGCACUGGCCUGGCCGCGGACGGGGAAGAGAUCCGGCGUGGCAGCCUGUCGGAUGCCCAGGCACUCCGUCCUGGCAGCCCCAGGGGCGAGGGGACUGCCCGGCUUGGCAGGGUCCCGGUCGAAGGGACGACCCAGCCUGGCAGGCCAUUGGACGGCGGGAUAAUCCUGGCCGGUUGGAACACGGUCGAGGUGAAAACGGAGCGCGACAGGGACUCGAGCGACGGCAAGACCCAGGAUGGGAUGGCCAAAGAUGGGGAGACGAUCCAGCAAGGCAGGGAUGGGGCUGGAGGAAGGACCCAGCGUGGCAAGGUCCCGGACCAAGGGACGAUCCGGACUGGCGAGAUCAAGGACGACGGGACGAGCCAGCAUGGCAGGGCAACGGGCGAGGGCACCACCCGGCGUGGCCAGGGCGCGGACGAAGGGACGGCCCAGGAUGGCAGGGUCCCGGACGAAGGGACGACCCGGCAUGGCAGGGUCCCGGACAAAGGGACGACCCGGCAUGGCAGGGUCCCGGACGAAGGGACGACCCGGGAUGGCAAGGUCCCGGCGGAAAGGACGAUCCAGGAUGGCAUUGUGAAGGAGGAAGAGAUGAUCCACCAUGGCAAGGUCAAGGAAGAGGAGACGACUCAUCUUGGCAAGGUCAAGGAAGAGGAGAUGACUUAUCUUGGCAAGGUCAAGGAAGGGGAGACGACUCUUCGUGUCAAGGCUCAGGCCAGGGACACGGUCGAAGGGAUGACCUGUCUCGGCAAGAUCGAGGUCAAGGGGAUGACUCACCCUGGCUGGGCGCCAGCCGAGGGGAUCCCCAGGCCUGGCAGGGUCGCGGCAGAGCCAAGGCCGUGCCCUGGCGGGGCGGCCGAGUCGACCCCGGCUGGCACCACCCCCAGCCCGGUGGCGGCGGCGGCGGUGGAGACUGGCGCGGUGGCCCCCACCGGCCCGACCUUCGGCGCCCGGACGAGCUGGGACCGGAGCCCGGACAGUGGCGCGAUGCCGGGUGGGGGGCGCGAGGAGGCCGACCGCCGCACGCCGCUGCCGGCCGAGUUGGCGGCCCGGUUCGCGGCUGGUCGCACGCCGGCCGGCCUGAGGGCGCGCCUGCUGCAGCAGCUGCUAUCCCAGUUGCAGCGGCCGGCCAGCACGACAUGUGGCAACACCUCGCGGCGGCCACGGGAUUCUGGCAGCAGCAGCAGCAGUAGGGCUGAGACCGAGGUGUCGUCGGCGGACUCUCCGGCGGCGCCGCCAGACCCGCCGUCCGUCGGCACCGAGGCGAUGUCCCGCGGCACCGAGUCGCAGCUCGACGCGGCGCCUGCGGCGGCUCCGCUCGCUGUAGUGAAGACGGAGGAGGGCGGACCCGAGCCGGAAGACCAGCCGUCCGUCUCCGGCCUGGAGCUGAUCCACCAGGCCAUGAUGCAGCUGGAGGGGAGCGCGCCCCGGCGCCGGAGCGGCGGCGCCGUCAGACAGUCGUGGAGGAGCUGCCCGGAGGCCAGGGAGGAGCGCCGUCUGGUCUGCCGCUUGUGUCUGGUGUGCGUGCACCCGCGCUGUUGCGGUUUGCCGGACGCGGCGCAGGACGACUGGACGUGCCCGCCGUGCAGCCGAGCCGACCCGAACUUCGACUGCUGCGCGAAUGGACCCCCGCCGCUGAACGCGCGCGUCCAGGUGAUCUGGACGGACGAUCAGCUGUGGUCGGGCGUGUUCUGCGGUCAGAAGACCAGCGUGCGCUGCCAGGUGCGUUUUGACGACGGCACUGUCAAGAACCUGCCGCGCAGUCGGGUCUAUGGCUUGGAUGAGGACAUACCAAAGUCGGUAAUAAGCAAGCUGGCGGACAUCGCCGAGCCGCGGCGCCCGGCGGCGCUCGGCAAGCGCACGCCCAAGACGAACCGGCGCUACCGCGACCCGACGCUGUUCGCCUGA